AGUGUAAUAAACUCAGUUUGAUGCUAACACGAACGUAUACAAACACAUGUCUUUUAAAUGGCAUGAUAAAUAAGAGUCAAUAAGGAAAACCAAUAGAAAUUGUGUUUUAACAAAUCUCUUCAUUACGCAAGUAAUAGUGACAUUUUUAAAUAGAUUUUCGGCUUUGGUUUGUAAUCCUUUUUAACGUAGUGUACGGAGAAAAAAUGAAAAAGUAUUAUGGAAUAUUUUACGAAGGGAGUAAGAUUAAUCAGAUAAUAUGCGCGGUGUUGAUCAACCUACCUGUGUUUGCGUAUGGUGCAAGUAUAGGAUGGAUGUCUCCUAUGACACUUUUAUUACAAUCAAAAGAAUCUCCAAGAGGAACACCUUUGACUGACAUUGAGAUAUCAUGGGUGGCAGCGGUGGCCUAUUUGACUUGCAUACCGGGUAAUUUUUUAAUGGCAUUUUUGGGAGAUACUUUUGGAAGGAAAAUUACUUUACUUUUUAUUUCAUCUACUGGUGCCGCCAGUUGGAUUCUGAUGCUAUCAUCAUUCGAAGUUUGGGCUCUCAUCCUUGCUCGAGCUUUAGUCGGUAUAACCAUGUCGGGUUGCUACGUCACCUGUCCAAUUUAUACCAAGGAGAUCAGUGAUGACAGCAUCCGUGGCGCACUCGGAUGUUUGGUAAUCCUUUUCCACACAUCUGGUAACUUAUUCUUGUAUAUUAUCGGAGAUUUAUUAAGUUAUCGGACAGUCCUUUGGAUUUGUUUAUCUCUGCCAACGUUUCAUCUGGUCCUUUUUAUGAUGAUGCCAGACUCUCCUUCGUAUUUGGUUAAACGCAAUAAUUUUGAGGAAGCGGAGAGGGUUAUGGCUUGGCUGCGUUGUAAAAAAGAAGACGAUCAAUCCGUUAAGGAUGAAGUAGAAGUCAUAAAGAAGGAACAGUUAAACGAUAAGGAAAGCAAUCGCUUCUUACUUCGUACAAUUAUAAAAGACAAUAUACUAUGCAAAGCGUUCUACAUAGCCUUGAUAGUAACACUAGCUCGUGAAAUAUGCGGAGCCGUGCCGGUCCUAAACUUCGCCGGAGAUAUUUUUGCUUACGCAUCAUCUGACAGAAGCCUAGUAUUGAGUCCUAACCAGCAAGCUAUAUUGUUAGGAGUCGUGCAAGUAGCGGGUUCCAUGCUGGCGUCUAGUAUAGUUGAAAAGGCUGGAAGAAAGCCGAUACUUUCAAUAACAUCACUGGUAUCUGGACUUAGUAUGUGCGCUUUAGCUUCGUGGUUUGUCGCGAAGGAGUAUGGCGCAGUCACUCCAAACUGGAUACCAAUAGUGACGCUGUGUCUUUGUAUUUUCUGUGACGCCUGCGGUUUGCAACCCAUCUCUAUUGUUAUUGCUGGAGAGAUAUUUUCUUAUAAAUAUCGAGGAACGGUAAUGGCUAUAACAAUGUCGGUCGCAUCAUUCUUCGAUUUCCUGCAGCUACUAUUUUUCAAGCCUUUAGCCAACUCUAUAGGAAUCCAUGUUGCAUUUUAUUUCUUUGGUAUUGUAUGCAUUUUUAUGGCGAUUUACGUCGUAAUUGUGAUUCCUGAGACGAAGGGAAAGAGUUUGAUAGAAAUCUACAAAUGUUUUCGCAACAAGAGAGGACAGGAAAAAGAACUCGUUAGCGGUUACGUAGAAUAAAUAAAUAAAAUA
Molecule: messenger RNA, 1655 nt
Organism: Bicyclus anynana (squinting bush brown)
Lineage: Eukaryota; Metazoa; Arthropoda; Insecta; Lepidoptera; Nymphalidae
Product: facilitated trehalose transporter Tret1-like
Exons: 9
Coding region: 204-1643 (479 amino acids)
Biological process (GO): transmembrane transport
Cellular component (GO): membrane
Molecular function (GO): transmembrane transporter activity
Source: RefSeq, a predicted model, not a curated record